Messenger RNA from Haliotis rubra (blacklip abalone), 1960 nucleotides. Its product is annotated as inositol-tetrakisphosphate 1-kinase-like. Gene Ontology annotation, biological process: inositol trisphosphate metabolic process. The transcript is spliced from 10 exons. Gene Ontology annotation, cellular component: cytoplasm. Gene Ontology annotation, molecular function: inositol-1,3,4-trisphosphate 5-kinase activity; inositol-1,3,4-trisphosphate 6-kinase activity; magnesium ion binding. Lineage: Eukaryota; Metazoa; Mollusca; Gastropoda; Lepetellida; Haliotidae. Bases 118 to 1353 code for a protein of 411 amino acids. The record is from RefSeq and is a predicted model, not a curated record.
GUGAAGUAUGUUUAUGCCAACAGGAUGUCGAGUAUGCUAUGGACGGUAGGAGGGGUUUGCCGGUACGAGAUCUCGUGACACUCUCACUGCAUUCGCGGACUUGACAACUCACCAAACAUGAAGCGGUUAGGCUACUGGUUUAGUGAGAAGAAGACAAAGAAGCUGAAUUUGCCCGAACACGAGCUAGAUUUCAGGGCAGCUGGCAUUGAACUUGUGCAGCUGGACGUGAAUCGCCCCUUGGAUGAACAAGGACCCUUCGAUGCCAUCCUACACAAGUUGGCGGACCUGCAGGCGCACGCUGAUGCUGGAUACGUCACAGAGCAGCAGCAGCUGGCCAAUGUCAAGGAUUACAUCAACAGCCACCCGGAAUGCAUCGUGAUCGACCCACUGCCGAGUAUGGUGAACCUGCUGGACCGCUACAACCAGUACAAGAUGGUCCAGGAGAGCUCUCUGUUCCAGCAAGACUCUGAUGUGUUCAUGCCAACAUUUGUCGAGUUGACCUCGAGUGACCUUGACACCAACCGCAGGAAGCUGGCAGAGGCCCAAGUCACAUACCCUAUUGUGUGUAAGCCAAGCAUUGCUCAUGGCUCCAAGCUGUCACACAAGAUGGCGAUAGUGUUCACGGAGGCUGGUCUGUCCGACCUCGUGUUUCCAUGUGUAGCUCAGUCUUUUAUCAACCACAAUGCACUGCUCUUCAAGAUAUACGCUGUCGGGGACAAGUACUAUAUCGCGGAGAGGCCGUCACUGAAGAACUUCUAUGCUGGAGAUCACAAGACAAUCUUCUUCGAUACCCACAACGUGUCAAAGCGAGGCUGCUCCCACUAUCUCACAAUACUAGACAAGGCAGACAUGGAGAGGUCUCCCCUCGAGCCGGAUAAAGAGAAGCUGUGUGACCUUGGCAGUAAGAUACGGCAGGUGUUCGACCAUGACCUGUUCGGUGUGGACGUUAUAAUGGACAGCAGCACGCAGAGAUACGCAAUCAUCGACAUCAACUCAUUCCCAGGCUAUGAUGAGGUGGACGACUUCCCUAGUGUCCUCCUCCAGUACUUGACGGAGAGACUCGACGCCAAACCUGCUUCUAUCACGCCAGAUUCAAAUGGGGACCAACGCUUGACAGGCGACCUUGACUGUGAUUCGUCUUCCAGAAAGAGGCUCAAACCCGACCUUGAAGCUAAAACAGAACCAAGUGAAAGAGUCAAUGGAGAAGAUACGUUGAAUCAUAUAAAGACGUUUGAAUCCAUUAAUGGUAUCCAUCCAUUUUCAAGUUCUCUGUUUCGAGGAAAGGAGAGCUCAGUGUGUUCAAAUCGGCAGCUAAGUGACGAGUUUAACAGACACACUAACGGCCACCAUUGACGAAGGGCUUGGUAAGGGGAGACAACUUUGUUCCCACCUGGAUAUUAAGGGUGAAGAGUAUCAACAAUGACCAAAUUGCAUGUCCAGAACAUGUCUUGACUCCAGUGCAAUGUCUGAGCCCUGAAUUAUACUGCUACAUUCUCUGUUCAACUAUGUUCUCAUAGGUCUUUACAAAUUUUACUGUUUACAGAAUGGCUACAUAAUUCUUAAAUACUGUGAUUAUUUAUAUAUUUCGGUGAUUGGAUAUUUUAGAUAUUUUAAUGUUUUAAAUGAUUGAGGAUUACAUCUUAAGUUGAUUAAAUAUCAGUUUUAAAUAUCAAAAAUGCUCUUUUAUUCAUUCACAUUUUUCAUUCAGCAAACUUUUAUGGGGUAUCCUAGCAACCUGUUGUUAUUUAACCUGGCCGAUUAAGCCUGUAUGAACAGCAUUAUGGCAGGAAGGAGACGAAGGGGUAAGGCAGACAUGGGCAGAAAGUGGUCCUAUUGUUAUAUUAAUCAGUUCACAUAUUGCAGUAUUAAGCUCUUUAAAGGAUUAUUCUAAUCUAAUGUAGUCCGAUGUCAUAUUGUAAAUAGUUUAUGCUGCAUCUCAGACGAUCCGUAUCACGUGAUC